CUCCAUUUUUUAGGUUGUUCAGCAUGAGUGUGGCUGUGCUCCUGCUCCUGGGGCUGGGGCUGCAGGUGGCAGAAGGCAGAAGGAACAGGUGUUUCUUCAACCGCACUCAGGAGUUCUGUGUGUGCUACAACCUGUCCGAGAAGACCAUGGGCAGCAUCAUCCAGUGCCUCCCAGCAACUGUGGUGGAGUUUUGGGGCGGGGAUCUGGAGAAAUACGCAGCCUUCCCCAUCAGGGACCCGGACUCCUCCGUCAUUGAAACUUUGGGCUCCCUUAUCAUCCAGAAGAUAGUUAUUGGAAAUGUCCUGGUGCCCGAGACACUCCUCGCCCGUGUGCUGAGGUUCUUCUCCUACACCCACGUGCAGGAGCUGGCCUUUGAGAGCUGCAUUUUCCAGGGCACAGGCGACUGGAGUGACAUGGAUGGGCACAGCUUGCCCAUCCUGUCCCUGAGCUUCCACAACGUGACGUGUGCCCCGCUGACGGGCCGUGAGCAGGCCUUCUCCAGCCUCAGCAGCUGGCUGGGGACCCUGCAGGAGCUGGCUGUCACCAGCUCCCGCCUCAGCAGCCUGCCCUGUGCCAUCGGGAGGGAGCUCAGAGCCCUGCGCUCCCUGGACCUGGCACACAACAGCCUGGGGGACGGGAGCCUGGCCCCCGCCUUCUGCCAGGGAGCUUUCCCUCAGCUCCAGCAGCUGAGUCUGCAGCACAACGACCUGAGCUCCUACCACGGCGUGUGUGAGGGCGUGGAGCUGCUGCCGGGGCUCCGGCACCUCGAUCUCAGCCACAACGAGCUCACGGCAGAGCCAUCCUCCUCCUGCCAGUGGCCGCCAUCCCUCCAGAACUUUAACCUGUCCAGCACCGGCUUGGAUGAGGUGCCAACACCGCUGCCUCCCCACCUCGAGGUGCUGGACAUGAGCCACAACCACCUCCACGCUGUAGACAUCUCCCUCAGCUCCGUGAAGAAACUCUUCCUGAACCAAAACCUGCUGCAGGCCGUCCCCUCCAUCAGGAAUUACCCCGUGCUGGACACCCUUCACCUGGACAACAACUCCAUUUCGGAGCUGCCCAGGGAUGAGGUGAAGCUCCUGGGGCGCCUGCAGGACGUGGCUGUGGCUGACAACCCCUUCAGCUGCUCCUGCUCCGGGGCCGGGGGGCUGCAGGCGCUGGCGGCCUCGGGGCACCUGGGCCAGGGCUGGCCCGGGGGCUACAGGUGCCACUCGCCAGCACAGUACCGGGGCUGGCAGGUGGCACGGGUGCCCGUGUCGGUGCUGCGCUGCCACCUCGCCGCCGUGCUGGCCCCGCUCUGCGUGGCCCUCGCCCUGCUGGCCGUGGCUGGGGCCGUGUGUCUGGCCAGGAGCAGGUCCUGCCGCAGAGCCUGA
Lonchura striata (white-rumped munia) is the source of this 1373-nucleotide messenger RNA. It is a transcript of the gene CD14, whose product is annotated as CD14 molecule. Gene Ontology annotation, molecular function: protein binding; lipopolysaccharide binding. The record is from RefSeq and is a predicted model, not a curated record. NCBI's taxonomy places the organism in Eukaryota, Metazoa, Chordata, Aves, Passeriformes, Estrildidae. Gene Ontology annotation, cellular component: membrane raft; external side of plasma membrane; lipopolysaccharide receptor complex. Gene Ontology annotation, biological process: cellular response to lipopolysaccharide; positive regulation of cytokine production; toll-like receptor 4 signaling pathway.